CUCCAGUUGCUGUGGUAUCCAGGGAGCCCUCCUCCUUCUGCAGGAGAUGCACGCUGGUCGUUGCUAAGGUCGCCUCCGCGGUAACAUGCACAUCCUGUUUACACCUCUAUCCGGAGAAGUUGGGCUCGGUUAGAGGCACCUGCUCCCCCCCCCAGGGAAGGGGCCGCACGGAGCGUGGCCCCCCCCCCCUUCCCCGCCGGACCCUCGAGGGAGCCGCGCGCCGGCGUCACCGGCACCAUGACGAACAACGUGGCCGACCACCACCCCGGGAACUCGGUGGCCGAAGGCAACCAUGAGGGGGACUUCGGGUGCUCCAUGGUGGAGCUCAGGAACCUCAUGGAGCUGCGGAGCGCCGAGGCGGUGGCCCGGCUCAACGACACCUACGGCGGCGUGCAGAACGUCUGCAAGAGGCUCAAGACGUCGCCCGUCGAAGGCCUGUCCGGGAACCCGACCGACCUGGAGAAGAGGCGGCAGGUCUUCGGCCAGAACUUCAUUCCUCCCAAAAAGGCCAAGACGUUCCUGCAGUUAGUGUGGGAGGCACUCCAGGACGUCACGCUGAUCAUCUUGGAAAUCGCAGCCAUAAUCUCCUUGGGCCUGUCCUUCUACCACCCCCCGGGUGGGGACAAUGAACUGUGCGGGCAGUCGACGGGCGGCGUGGAGGACGAGGGCGAGGCGCAGGCUGGCUGGAUCGAGGGGGCAGCCAUCCUGUUCUCCGUGAUCAUCGUGGUGCUGGUGACCGCCUUCAACGACUGGAGCAAGGAGAAGCAGUUCCGGGGCCUCCAGAGCCGCAUCGAGCAGGAGCAGAAGUUCACGGUGAUCCGCAAGGGGCAGGUGAUCCAGAUCCCGGUGGCCGAGAUCGUGGUGGGAGACAUCGCGCAGAUCAAGUACGGUGAUCUCUUGCCAGCAGACGGGAUCCUGAUCCAGGGCAAUGACCUGAAAAUAGAUGAGAGCUCGCUGACUGGGGAGUCAGACCAAGUCAAGAAAUCCAUGGACAAAGACCCCAUGCUGCUCUCAGGUACCCACGUGAUGGAGGGCUCUGGCAGGAUGGUGGUGACUGCCGUGGGCAUCAACUCCCAGACAGGAAUCAUCUUCACUCUCUUGGGCGCGGGAGAAGGAGACGAGGAGAAGAAAGUGAAGAAAGGUAAAAAAAGCGGAGCCCCCGAAAACCGCAACAAAGCUAAAACUCAGGAUGGUGUGGCCUUAGAAAUUCAGCCCCUGAAGAGCCAGGAAGGGGUGGAAAAUGAGGAGAAGGAGAAGAAGAAGGUGAAGGUGCCCAAGAAGGAGAAGUCUGUGCUGCAAGGGAAGCUCACGCGCCUGGCGGUGCAGAUCGGGAAGGCAGGGCUGAUCAUGUCGGCCAUCACCGUCAUCAUCCUGGUGCUGUACUUCGUGAUCGACACGUUUGGGGUGCAGAAGCGGCCCUGGCUGGCCGAGUGCACCCCCAUCUACAUCCAGUACUUCGUCAAGUUCUUCAUCAUCGGGGUCACCGUGCUGGUGGUGGCCGUGCCCGAGGGGCUCCCGCUGGCCGUCACCAUCUCCCUGGCCUACUCCGUGAAGAAAAUGAUGAAGGACAACAACCUCGUGAGGCACUUGGACGCGUGCGAGACCAUGGGCAACGCCACGGCCAUCUGCUCAGACAAGACGGGGACGCUGACCAUGAACCGCAUGACCGUGGUGCAGGCCUACGUGGGGGACACCCACUACCGCCAGAUCCCCGACCCCGAAGCCAUCCUGCCCAAAAUCCUGGACCUCAUCGUCCACGGCGUCGCCAUCAACUCGGCCUACACGUCCAAGAUCCUGCCGCCCGAGAAGGAAGGGGGGCUGCCCCGGCAGGUGGGGAACAAGACGGAGUGCGCCCUGCUGGGCUUCGUGCUGGACCUGAAGCAGGAUUACCAGGCCGUGCGCAACGAGGUGCCCGAGGAGAAGCUCUACAAGGUCUACACCUUCAACUCCGUGCGCAAGUCCAUGAGCACCGUGCUGAAGAACAGCAAUGGCGGCUUCCGCAUGUACAGCAAGGGCGCCUCCGAGAUCAUCCUCCGCAAGUGCACCAAGAUCCUGGACAAGAACGGCGACCCCCGGGUGUUCAAGGUGAAGGACCGGGAUGAGAUGGUGAAGAAGGUGAUAGAGCCCAUGGCCUGCCACGGGCUGAGGACCAUCUGCCUGGCGUUCCGGGACUUCCCUGGGGACCCUGAGCCCGACUGGGACAGCGAGAACGAGAUCCUGUCUGACCUGACCUGCAUCGCCGUGGUGGGCAUCGAGGACCCUGUGCGGCCAGAGGUGCCAGAUGCCAUCCAGAAGUGCCAGCGCGCGGGGAUCACCGUCCGGAUGGUGACAGGGGACAACAUCAACACUGCCCGUGCCAUCGCCACCAAGUGUGGCAUCCUGCUGCCAGGGGAGGACUUCCUGUGCCUGGAGGGGAAGGAGUUCAACCGGCUCAUCCGCAACGAGAAGGGAGAGGUGGAACAGGAGCAGCUGGACAAGAUCUGGCCCAAGCUGCGGGUGCUCGCCCGCUCCUCCCCCACUGACAAGCACACUCUGGUGAAAGGAAUUAUCGACAGCACCGUUGGUGACCAGAGGCAGGUGGUGGCCGUGACCGGGGACGGGACCAAUGAUGGCCCAGCCUUGAAGAAAGCAGACGUUGGCUUUGCCAUGGGCAUCGCGGGCACGGACGUGGCCAAGGAGGCCUCGGACAUCAUCCUCACCGACGACAACUUCACCAGCAUCGUCAAGGCCGUCAUGUGGGGCCGCAACGUCUACGACAGCAUCUCCAAGUUCCUGCAGUUCCAGCUGACUGUGAACGUCGUGGCCGUCAUCGUGGCCUUCACGGGCGCCUGCAUCACCCAGGACUCCCCCCUGAAGGCUGUGCAGAUGCUGUGGGUGAACCUGAUCAUGGACACCUUCGCCUCCUUGGCCCUGGCCACAGAGCCCCCCUCUGAGUCGCUGCUGCUGCGCAAACCCUACGGCCGCAACAAGCCGCUCAUCUCCCGCACCAUGAUGAAGAACAUCCUGGGCCACGCCGUGUACCAGCUCACCAUCAUCUUCACACUGCUCUUUGCAGGGGAGAGGUUCUUUGACAUCGACAGCGGCCGGAACGCGCCGCUGCACUCGCCGCCCACCGAGCACUACACCAUCGUCUUCAACACCUUCGUCAUGAUGCAGCUCUUCAACGAGAUCAACGCCCGCAAGAUCCACGGCGAGAGGAACGUCUUCGAGUCCAUCUACCGCAACCCCAUCUUCUGCACCGUGGUGCUGGGCACCUUUGCAGCCCAGAUCAUCAUCGUGGAGUUUGGUGGGAAGCCUUUCAGCUGCUCUGGGCUCACCCUGAGCCAGUGGUUCUGGUGUAUUUUUAUCGGAGUUGGGGAGCUCCUGUGGGGCCAGCUGAUCUGCACUGUCCCAACCAGCCACCUGAAGUUCCUGAAGGAAGCUGGGCAUGGCAUCACCAAGGAGGAGAUCCCAGAGGAGGAGCUGCCUGAAGACGUGGACGAGAUCGACCACGCCGAGAUGGAGCUGCGGCGUGGGCAGAUCCUGUGGUUCAGGGGUCUCAACAGGAUACAGACACAGAUGGACGUAGUUUACACAUUCCAGACCGGCGCCUCCUCUUUGCAGGGAGCCCUCAGGAGACAGCCUUCCAUCGUGAGCCAGCACCACGAUGUAAAAAAUGUUUCUAGCCCAACCCAUAUCAAAGUGGUGAAUGCGUUCCGUAGCUCCCUGUACGAAGGCCUCGAGAAACCCGAAUCCAGAAGCUCCAUCCAUAACUUCAUGACUCACCCGGAGUUCAUCCUGGAGGAAGACGAGCCUCGAACACCAUUCCUUGACGGCGCUGAAGACGACCCCGAGACUGACGGGCUCCCGGCGCGCGGCGGGGGCAGCCCGGGCGGGCCUCCAGCCCUCAACAGAAAUAACAAUGCAGUGGACAGCGAUCGAGCUGAGCUCUCCGUCCCGGAGCCCGAGAACCCCUUCCACAGCCUGGAGACAUCGGUUUGACCUUAGAACUUGGAAACCCCCCCUCCUCCUCUCCUCCUCCUCCUCCUCCUCCUCCUCGGCCCCUCGCCCGGUGUGACGUCGUCGGCACCAGUAACUGCUCACACCUCGUGUCAAACUGCUCAUACGUAUAUCAUUGGGGUGGUUUUUUUGGGGGGCUUUAUUUGUUUUCCUUUGUUUUGUUCUGUUGUUUUGGGGGGGUUUUUUGUUGUUUUUUUACCGUGAUUUAGCAGCGGGAACCAGAGUUACCACGAUGCUGGGUGUUGGGGAGAGAGGCUAAGCCAAAAAAAAUUGUGCCAUCUCCAUCCCUCGUUUUCAGUGGUACUCGCCCGGGUGAAGCAGCCAGGUUCUUUCCUCUCCAAGAGUUGGGCUCCAGGCGUGUCUGUCUGUUGGGGGGGGUUUUUCACUUUGCAAAAUGCAUGAUCAAAGGAAAAUUCGAGUUGGUGUAGUCUUACAUGCCCGCCCUCAGCCCGAGGGGCUGGGCUGCACUUGUGACUUUUAUUUUCUUUCUUUUUUUUCCCACUCGUGGUUUUUAGGGUUUUCUUCUAACGUUGGGGUUUGUUCUUUGCUCGUGGGAUUUGCUCCCAGGAACUCUGCAGUGGGAAAUGGGGGCAGUCAGCACUCUAGUGCGAAAACUAAGAAAUAAAACAACAAAACCCAGCCAGGGGAAGGUGUUUACUCGCAGGUUGAGAGAUACAGGGAUGUGCACCAGUCUUCCACCUUGAAAAAUGGUACCUGGCCUUUCCAGCUCCUCCUCUGAGUGUCCACACACACUUUUCUCUCUCUGUUUCCAAAUUGGCAGAUGAGGAAUGAAGGUGACUUGGCUGUAACUUUGCUGGAUGGAAAAGAUUCCGAUUUUUCUGCAAAGGUGGAGGUGAACUGGCAGUGAAAAGGUGGUGGGGGGAAAAAAAAACCCCAAGGUUGUGAGAAAUGUGGCUCCUUCCUGGGGAAUCUUAAGAGAGGCCUCUCUGCUGCUCUUGAUCAGGUUGUGAAACUCCUGGUGAGAGCUUUGCCAGGGUUUUAUGGCUCCUGCCAUCGAGAGCAGAGGGAUUUCUGCCCAUUCUGGCUUUUCUGUGCUGUUGGGUUAAAUAAUCCUUCAGCCUUGGAGUAGCAGCUCCAGUGAACUGCUGAGGAACCUCAGAGCUGUGCCCACCAGGCUGAACAGAGAGCAGGGGGCACUGAGGGCACACUGGGCCAACUCCCAAGUCAUGGAAGGGAUGAAUUAGAGGUUGUCUCAUUAUUCCAUAGAAGGGGGGGAGGCUCCAUGGCCAGUGGAGGACCUUUGACUUCCUGGAGCUGCUUUGCCAGAGGAGGUGGCAGUUGCUUGGUUGGCUGCAGAUCUUCCAGAGAAGGUGCUGCUGGAGGCUCGGCCUCGCUGCUUUUUUGGAGGUCAUCUCUUCCUUCACCCUGUGUCCUGCCUCACCUCCACCCCUUGAAACCUUUCAGGGAGAGUCCUGUUUUUUGAGCAGAGGCCCCUGUUGGCUCCGAACUGCCCCUCUGGUGACCCGUGGCCCUGAGCAGGAGGCAGGAUUUGCUUUGCUUGAGUUCCUUCCCCAGGGUUGUGGCCCCGGGCAGGCAGGGCCGGAGGAAGCUCUACUGCCUUCCUUCCCUCCUCCAUCCCGGUUGGAAGCAGAAAGAACCUGGUUGUAACUGGCUGUACAACGUCAUCUUUGCCCGGCUCCACCCCUGGGAGCAGCAGAGUUUUAGGGACAAGGGUGGGCUGGGCUGGUUUCUUCUUUUCCUUUCCUUUCAGAACGCACAGCAGAAUCUCCCGUGCCUUCUCCGAGCACUGCCUGCAGCACCUCCUGCCACGCCAGGGCCCAGUACUUUGCCAAGAAAUAAGUGUUCCUUAAACCACAACACAAACCAAGUGUCUUUGUUUUGUUUCCAGCCCAGCCCCGACCCCGUCCCUUCCUCGGGGUGGGAGGAGGGAAGGAUGAGCCGCCCCAUUCCUGCCCCAGGUAGCUGAGGAAAGGUCCUUCUCCCACCCCUCGUGCCUGGGUGCUGGCCAGGGGUGAAGGCUGGGCUCUACACUGCCAACAGCCAGAAGAAAUUGCCACCACUGCCCAUCCCAAAUUUCAGUGUCAACCCCCUGCCCAUCGCUGCCCUCCCAGUCCCCCCUCCCCUCCCCAAAACCCACCGUGGGCAGGACCUUUGGGGGGGGGUUCUUGGGUUUAAACACGAGUUGGUGACAGGAAAGACCGAAACGGGGGGGGUGGUUGUGGGGUUUGGUUCUGUACUAAAAGGUGACAUUGCUUAAAAACAAAAAAAAAAAGAAAAAAAAAUUCACUUUUUUCUAUUUUAAAUACUCGCAAAAAAACAAAAACCAAAAAAAAAAAAGGUGAAAAUAUGGUGUUCUUACAAGCUUACGUAAAUAUUUAUUAAAUACUUUUUUUCUGGGGGGGGAUGCACCGAUUCAUUUUGGUUUUGUUUUGUUUUUUUUUUCUUUUGAUAUUUUUUUAAUACCUCAGACCUGUUUAAAAAAAAUAAAAAAAAAAAAGACUUCAACCAACCAAAAGCCAAGUUUGGAGGCUCUCAAAGUCACUCCCACAAAUCUGUGACUGGCAGGUUGCCACAAGGGUCUGGUCGUUCUUUAGUUGCUCUAUUUUUGUCAUUCUAGGUUUUCCAUAUUUAGGAGGGGGAGAAAUAAUUAUAUAUAAAUAUUAUGCAAAAAAAAAAAAUCUAGUUUUCUUUAGAUCAGAAACUGAUAUUUUUACGUCAGCCAUAUGUAUUUUGUUUAAAGAGAAGUAAAUAAAUAAAUCUUGAGUCCCGGCGCGACUGUGUGACGGCAGGUCCAAGGGACAGGUAAUUAAUUCCGUGGAUUAAUUAAUUCAGCCAUCGGAUGCCAGUCAGCUUCCUUUUCUCUGAGCAGCCAUCUUUCUACUAGACGUUAGUUGGGUGACACAAAUGGGUUUUUUUUAUAUAUAUAUAUAUAUAAAUUAUGUUGGUAUGGCUGGUUGCUUCAAGUAUAAGCGUUUCUUGUGCGUACAAAUUUCCUGUAAAGUAUUUGGGGGGGGGGUUUUUGUUUUAUUUUUUUUUUUUGUUUCAGUGAUAUACUGGCAGCAGCUGACUCUUGGCUUAAGUUAUUGAGGACAUUUACAAAAGAUUUGGGGGAGAUUGGUGCUCCAAAAGGCAUGGUCGGCGGCACGAACUUUUGGGGACUCUCUGCAACAUGCCUUGACUAGGGGGAGAUCUAUAUAAAUAUAUAUAUAUAUAUUAUUAUUAAUUUUUUUUUUUUUUUGCUUUGUUUGAACUGCCACGAGUGCGCACGGGGACAGUGCCCGACAGGAACCGAAGUCAUACCCUGUGAUCCGUGUUAACUUGCCUUGGAAUGCUUUGUUAUUAAAACACUCUGAACAUAAUUUUGCAUCCAGUUCUUGAUCCCAGGAGGGUCUCUGGUGGUGGAUUUUUUUUUUCUGUGGAAUAAAUUGGCGGAUUGGUACCAAAGACAUCCCACCACGCCCUUGUGCGCGUUGCUGACCAGGCAGCUUCUGAGGCGUUUUGCAUUCUGUGCUGAGGUUUCCUUUCUGGUUUGCACAGGGGAGUUUUAACUUCGUUUUUUCAAAGGUUUCGUGCAAUAAGCUUCGAGGGAAAUUUCGGAAACAAUCUCAAGAAGGAAAAAAACUAAACCAAAUUUUAGCAUGGGCGGCCUUUGGCUUUUACCCCUUCUCGUGCGAGGAGUCGAUGGCCUGGAGUGUUCAGCCCCAGCUGCUGGGGAGGGGCACGAUGGGGGUGACUGGAAAAACCCCAUCCCAAAUCCAGGGAGGGCAUCUCCAAGGUGCCACAGCCGAGUCCUGCUGCUCUCCCUGGCUGCAGGGACUGCACCAAAGUCCCUGGAAGCUUUUUUGGGAGGGCACCCGUAGCUGCAUCGUGUCCUGCUCCGUCCCACUCCUACAAGUUCACGGACAUGGAUCCCUAAAAUGCACUCCCAGCUCUCCCCUUGGAGCACAGGGAUGUGGGGAUACCUCUCUCCUGGACCUGCCCCAAACAGAGCCACCCAACCAGGUGGGUUUUGGCCCCUGGUUCUUCCUCUCCAGCAUCCCCCCCCGGUGAGCUCUGCUCUCCUCCCGCUCACCAAAGGCCCCGAUUUUCAUCCAGCAAAGCCCAUGGCUAAAACUGCCUUUAGUUUAUUUCCUCCCCUUCAAUAAAUAUAUAUAUAUACAGUAUGAAAUCAACAUUUAUGUGUGUGUAUAUAUAUUUAUCCCGCGCUCUCACAACAAAACUUUCCUUUGAAGAGGGCACGCAGAGCCGAGUUUUUCUUUUCCAGUAACUAAGUAUAAUAAGCACUGGUAUUUUUGUAUAAAAAACGGGGGAAAAAAUAAAAUACAAAACAAAAGACUGAAUAUUAUGUGGUAUGCAUGACAUUAAACAACAACAACAAAAAAAAAAAAUGGUGGUUUCAAAGCAAUAUGUACCCUGGUGUGUUUGCCAUAUCCUACAGUCCAGCUUAAAGUGCACCUGAUCUGUAUUGCAUUUUGAUAUUAAUCUCUAUGUACAAUGUUUUGCAUGUAAUUUAUAUGGUUCUUGGGAGAAAAAAAAAAAAAGAAUCUUGAAUGAAUUGUCAGUUGGCUUCUUCUGAGCAAAACAGACUCCAAGCAGAGAUAAUACUCCAAGUGGAAGCAGAAGAGUGGUUGAGGGGUGGGAAAAGGGGGUACACAGUUCAAAACCAGGCGUGCUGGGGGUGGGGGAGAAGGGGGAUGGUUUGGAAUCAAUAAAGCUUUGGCUGUUGAGCAGAAACAAUGCGCGAGUGCAUCCAGAGAAUAAACUGUGCCCACGUGUAA
Molecule: messenger RNA, 8759 nt
Organism: Neopelma chrysocephalum (saffron-crested tyrant-manakin)
Lineage: Eukaryota; Metazoa; Chordata; Aves; Passeriformes; Pipridae
Gene: ATP2B4
Product: ATPase plasma membrane Ca2+ transporting 4
Exons: 21
Coding region: 238-3981 (1247 amino acids)
Biological process (GO): calcium ion transmembrane transport; regulation of cytosolic calcium ion concentration
Cellular component (GO): membrane; intracellular membrane-bounded organelle
Molecular function (GO): PDZ domain binding; ATP binding; ATP hydrolysis activity
Source: RefSeq, a predicted model, not a curated record